ACCCUCACACCACUUCCACCCAGAGCACCUCAAGACACCCGUUAGGGCUCCUCCCCUCCCUCCUCUCUUUAUAUUCCCAUGAACUAAUCAAUCUCCCAACCCUUUCCCAAUCAACAAACACACACACACACGGCCGAGAAAAAAAAAAGUUAUAUAUGGAGAUGAGUACUGCAGCUGCAAGUGGAGAAGUGUGCUAUGGAGGAGGAGAAAGCAACAUUAAUUUGGUCGAGGCUCUGAAUCCAAAAGUGUAUGGGAAUGGGAGUAUGGAUUUGGAUUUGGCGCAUGGGUUUGGAGCGGACCAAGGGGUGUGGCACUUGCUGCUGCCUUACCUCACAGUGUGGUUCAGGGUUGUGGUUUUUGACUUGGCCUUCUCUGGGAAUGUCAAUCCCAAACUCUAUGAUCCAACCAAGUACUCUUCUCUGGAUUCCUACGCCCGGGACUUGCUCAGCCUUCUUGAUCACUUGGGCGUCAAGAAGACUCUGUAUGUGGGUCAUUCCAUGUCCGCCAUGAUUGGCUGCUUGGCUGCAGCUCAAAGACCCCAACUGUUUGAGCACCUUAUCUUGUUGUGUGGCUCCCCAAGGUACCUCAAUGAGGAGGGAUACAAUGGGGGCUUGGAGAGAUACCAAGUAGAUGCAAUCCUUAACCAAAUUGACCAGAACUUCACAUCUUGGGUUCCAACUUUUGCUCCAAAAGUAGUUGGAGUGAAUGACGAAAGUGCCAUAAGGGAGUUUGAACUUAGCUUGAGAAGAAUGAAACCAGAGACAACCCUUAGUGUAGCCAAGACCGUGUUUCUAAGUGACUUAAGGGACGUUUUGCCAAAGGUUCGAGUGCCAAAUUGCACCAUCAUCCAAUCCAAAAUGGACUUAGUAGUCCCAAAGAGUGUUGCAUUUUACAUCAAGGAGAAGCUGGGGGACGGUAAUGCUGUUGUGGAGAUGCUGGAAACAGAAGGCCAUUUGCCUCAGCUCACUGCCCACCUUUCACUUUUGGAAGUGUUGAAGAAAGUACUCCACCUUUAUUGAUUAAUUGGGUCGUAGUUUGUCUUUUGGAAUCUUAUACUUGUUAAUUGAUGUGUGUCAUGUUUUCAAUAAUUGGGAUAUAGUUUUAUUACUCAUUUGUUUGUU
Molecule: messenger RNA, 1121 nt
Organism: Malania oleifera
Lineage: Eukaryota; Viridiplantae; Streptophyta; Magnoliopsida; Santalales; Ximeniaceae
Product: strigolactone esterase D14-like
Exons: 2
Coding region: 156-1019 (287 amino acids)
Source: RefSeq, a predicted model, not a curated record